AUGGAUACUCAACCUGUGGUUGAGAAGGAUGACUUUUUAAAGACCCUGGCUCGAUUCUCCUCUCUCCUUAUGGGUUCUAAAGGCAAGGCAAAGACAUCUGUCUAUUUUUCCCCUGAUCCUGCUGAUACCAGAGGUGGAGUUUUGCACCCUCAACUUUUCAAUGUUACAGAAGUUGAGGCACUUGAGUGGUUGGUCGAGUCUCAAGAACCCUUGGUUUUCCUUUUUUUGCCAGGGAGUAAAUAUCUUCUGGGAACUACAUUUCAAGAGAAAUUUAAUGGAACGUUAUUGGAUAAAAUGACUGUGAAAAUCCAAGAGGUUUUAGAAGAUCUUGAAGAGGUUUUGUCUGAUGGAGAACAAGUCCAGAUUCUUCAACACCUACUGAGUUUCUGCCAUGGCUUCUUUAAUGUUAGCUAUUUGCCCAGGACAGACAAAUUACUACAGUUGGGAGAACACAAACAUAGAAAACUUCAUUCUUUGAUGCUACUCAAAGUCUUGCAAGCAAUUCGUACAUAUUGGCAAGACCACAAGAAACUAUCACGGCAGCACCGGGGUGCUGGUGCUAAAUCUUACUGCCGCCUUCAGGAUCUUAUCAUCAGCCUUAAACCGUAUGCAGAAUAUAAGCAUGUUCACCUCCCUGAUGAAAUCAACAUCAACAACUGUGUGGGGCCGUGCCGCUUCCCACAAACAACACAGAGUGACUACCAGGCCCAUGUUGUGUUGUUAAUCCAACUGCAGGAGAGAAAGCAACCAGAACUUGAUAGACCUCCAUGUUGCGUUCCUGUAAAAUACCAAGGGCAAUGGCUUAUGGUGGCAGACGAGAAUGGUUUGACCCUUCGGCUAUACCCCAACAUGGUUGCCAAAGAAUGUGGCUGCCGGUAA
Molecule: messenger RNA, 879 nt
Organism: Pelobates cultripes (western spadefoot toad)
Lineage: Eukaryota; Metazoa; Chordata; Amphibia; Anura; Pelobatidae
Source: the annotation of a GenBank genome assembly